AUGUCCACGCCGGUGAGCACGCCCCGCCCGCAGUCGCUGCCCGCUGUUCCGCCCCGCUCCGCGCCCCCCGCCCCUGCCGCCGGCCUCGGCGUCGGUCCUUCCGCACCCGCCGCAGGCCGGCCCCGCCCACGCUUGCACCCGCCCCGCUCCCACCCCCACCAUCGUCCCCGACCCCAUCGCCACGGGAAUUCUCGCUGGGCCACGCGGCAGCCGCGCGGACGCCGUCGAGAGCUCCGCCGCCGCGCGGGGCGAGUGGUGGGCGGCGCCGGCGGCGUUGGGCGCACAUCGUCGCUCCGCCACCGCCGUCGCCUACUUGGCCAGCCAGCGAUCAGGAUCCUGAUUACUCCGAUCUGUUGCCGGUGCUUAUUCGGCUAUCACUCCCUCAAUAGUUCCCUUGAUCACCAUCGACCCCGUUUAAAAUUUCAUCGACUCCCAGGGGGGUCGAUGCCCAAUGUAUCAACUAGGUCUACGCUCUGCAAAAAAUAUCGAAAUAAUUACACGGUUCCAUUACGUUGUGCCUGGCACGCGCGGCGGCAGGAGCCCGCUGAGGAGAGGCGCGCCGCCAGCGUGCCCGACUACGCCCCGCCCCAGCCACCGUCCCCCGCCGCCCUCUGGCGGCAGAGCGGCGGGGCCGCCGCGCGCCACGCCCGCUCCUCCACGCCGUCACGCCCGCCGCCGCCGCCGCCGCCCGGGCCCGACGACGCGGCGUGGAAAGCGCGGAAGAAGAUAAUAUUCAUCAAUUGUUUGAUGAAUCGUAUGAAAUCGCCUGUUGUGCUAACCAUCAGUAAAAUUGCCCAUCUCCAGUGCCCAGUCUUCGCCUCCGCCCCGCUCAGCUCCUACGACGCCUUCAUCAGAGAGCACCUCAUCGCCCCGCCCACGCCGCCCGCCCGCGCCCCGGGGCCGCACGUCUGCGGCGGGAAGGCCGCCCGGGGCGACGGCGCCAAGUGGGCUUGCCACUGCUCCUCAAGCUUCGACAGACGCUCGCCCAUUCCUUUCGCCCUCGGGGGCGCCGCGUGGGACGAGGGCGAAAAAUCGGGAAAGGCGCCCUUCGGAGCCGGCCCCCUCCGCAAGGAGCAGCGUUCGCAGGAAGCGGAGGUCUCUCCCUGCAGGGACUCAGACCUGCAGGCGUGCGCCCCGCCCACGCGGCCAGGCAGCGGCGACGGCAGUGGCGCGGGGCGAGGUUCCAGCCCCGACCCGGGUCAGCGCCUCCGCCUCUCACCGUUCAGACAGAUCGCCGAGCUGCCCAAGAUAGUCGAGUUCGCCGAGGACAGCAGCUUGGAGUCCACGUCCGUCGACAGCGGGCACACGCACUCGCAGGACGCCAGCGACCAAGGAAAGCCACUCAUCAUCAGGUACAGGAAGAUCGAAAGCAACACGGAGAGCAGCCCUCCCCACAGCUCAGUCGUUUUUCAUUUCAACGGCUCCCCAUUGGAAGCUGAAGAUCGUAACCUAACCCCCGGCACGCUCUCUAUAAUUUCUUCCGACUCUAAGACGGGAGACGGGAAUGAUAGUAGAGGAACACAGCCACAGAAAUAUGUAGUUCCAUACAUUCAAGAAGUGAAAAUGAUCAUGGAAAAUUUAGAAUCGAUGUUGGAAUCGCGCGUGCGAAAUGACGUAGCUUUAAUCACUUCCAAAUCCACCUCCAGCCAAACCGGUCCAGAAAUGCUGGUCGAGUGUAGAAGUCGUUUGGAAUCUUCUGCCCGAAGGCAGGAACGACGCCCUGAGAGUGCUGAAUACGAGGCAGAGGAGACCGGGGAGACUCGGAGAGACGCAUCUGACACUUCUCUAGACAACACCAUGGGAACAUCGGAGUACGGAAGCCUCUCCUCCCAGUCCAAACGAGGGGUUUCUGUUAAGCACAGCCUCUCUUCCUUAACUGGCAAAGCGCGAACGGCAAAGCGCUGUGGACCCCCCCGCUGCCCGAUUGGAGAAAAGGUUAUCGUCCCAUGUUUGGCACAUAAUCGCAUAAAACGUUCUCGCAGUGGAAGUUACAUUCACGACGAUCAUUUUGCAUUGAAAAUGUUGGUUCCUGAAUUUCAUGUAGUUCACACAAAUUGCAGUUGCCAGAAAAAUAGGGAUAAAUUGUCAUAGACAAAUGGAAAAUAGUUUACCUUUUGGAUCCCUUAGACCAUGUGUUAUUCAAUUUAAGUAUUUUAAUUUUCCUUUUAUGGUGUAUUUUAUGACAAUCUUGUCGACCAACUACUUCCUUGUAUUCUAAGUGUUUACAAUAAAAUUUUACUGUAUAAAAUUGUACUUCCCUUGCUAAAAUCAGUGUAUUUAUUUACAUACUCCCUAAAAUAUAUUUAAAGAAAAAUUGAAAAAACACCGCCGAUGUUGUUUAAAGUAUAACACACCUUUUCACUUUCUCAUAUAUUACUUCGUACUAGGAGAAAGUCAUAUGAUACAGCAGGGGGGGGGGAAUGCCCAUUAGACAACAGUAAAACACAUUUUAUGGGUCCCCGAUAUCGAAAAUGGACUUUCCUUCCUCAUAUACCACGGCUACUCGUCAGGCGAAUCGAGAGAGCGGAGGCGCCGUACGGAACCCAAGUGUUCCGCCACUGCCGAUAACCUCAGACACGGCGAGUCAGUGUCCUGAUAAUUCCAGUUCGGACACAUAUACUCUAUUCCUUGUCAUUUCCAAUUAUACAUUAUUGAUUUGCAGGGUGACUCUGAAUUGAGGGUCAAAUUUCAAACGAAAAACUUCUGUUCGAAUUUUAUAAGAACUUUUUUUCUCGUGUGUAUCGAAGGAUGGUGAAUACAAUUGAUGCUGGUCCCCUUUGGGUGAACUCUGAGUUUUCGAAAAAUUCAAGAAAUUAACAUUUCAAAAGUACAAUAUUGAAGACACGGAGUUUUGUCUUAAAUGAAAUAAGUUUUAAAAAAAUGUAAAAUUUUUGAAAACUCGAGUAGUUUUCUGGAAGUUUCUGCUAUUUAUUGCGUUUAUUACAAUUUAUUUUUAAAAAAAUUCUCAAAAACGGACCCGAAUUCUUUCUUUACAUUUUCUCUAUGGAUAGAGCAAAAACACUUAAGAAUUGUUUAGGUAUGUUUUUCGCUAAACUCUCAGAAUUUUCGGAAAUUCAAAAAAUAGAAAUAAUGCGCAUUUAUAGCACCAUUUGUUUAAAAAACAAACCCUUUUGUAAGAAUAGAACAUAAUAGAAUUCAAAGGCAGAAAAGUCAUUUUUAUAUAAACAUUUGAAUUUUCCCAAAAAUUAAGUGCUUGUAUUUUUUCGAACUUCUUGCUCUGUUUGAUUGGACGUUUUUCAAUGCCGAUAAGAUAAAUGUUGCAACAUUAUAUUACAUAACAAUUACCAAUAAUAAGAGAAAGUAUUUGCUCACCACUUGCUUUUUGAACUUUUUUUUAUUUAGUUGUAUUACGCAGUACGUUAUUUAGAUAUUUAUUUUAUUUUGGGUUAUAUUUCUUAUAACAUCAACUAAAAAUAAUUCACUUAAGUUAAUUUUUAUAAAUCAUGACAAGUCGUCUAUGAUUCGGUUUACUCAGAAAGAUUCAUUUUUCUUCUACUAAGCAGUAAAACCAUCUCUUUACACACCAGCCUACCUCUUCAUUGCAAAGCGACUGCAUCAUUAAAAUCAUUUUCCAAAACGAAAAAAAAAUCCAAGCCUAAUAACUACAUCAUAUGUAGCAAAAUUAAUAGGGGUUAUCUCGAUACCUUUCAGCAGAUAAUUCCUUCAGUCAGUGGAAAGUUGCAGGCAAUGGUCCUGGAAGGCAAGAUAUUCUUUUCUGCUAGAAAUGUGAAUCAAAUAAACAUAUUCUCCUUUUAACUAUUAUGUAUCGGGACGAACAUUAAACUAGUUGAUGCUACAAAUACAUUCUCGCAUUAUUUUUUUCACAAUUUUAGAAGAUUGAGAAUUCAACGAAAAUUAUUCCUGCACCAUUUUUUAAGCGUCCUUAUAAAUUGAAUUAACUUCAAGCAGUACGUGAAAUUAAUAGUUAUUGGUUGUUUUUUUAAAUAUUUGUACUUGUUUUAAAGAUCUUAUUUUUUAGAACAGAUUUUAAGACAAAAAUGUAUUUUCUUAAUACUGUACUUUUGCUAUGUUAAUUGUUUAGAAUUUUCGACUUCUCCGAAUCGAUUUUCGAAUACAGAGUUCGUCGAAAAAUGAGACUACCACCGAUUUUUACCGUCCUUUGAUAC
Gryllus bimaculatus (two-spotted cricket) is the source of this 4148-nucleotide messenger RNA. The record is from the annotation of a GenBank genome assembly. Lineage: Eukaryota; Metazoa; Arthropoda; Insecta; Orthoptera; Gryllidae.